AUGAUAGUGCCGCUAAUUAUUGUGGCCGCCGCAGUAUGUUCGGCGGGCGCACUUGCGUACAAGGAGCGCGAUGUGAUCUGCGAUUACGUGGAGCACAAGCUCAUGGAGAGACGGCUUCGCAAGCGAGCUUCUGCCGUGCCAGCCUCAUAUGAUCGGGAUGGAGGGCACUCAGAUUCAGAUCAAGCGACACAGACCCAGACACAUACCUCUCAAUCACAAGUGCAUUUGCAUUCGGCUGUCGGAUCAGAGGAGCCACACAAGGACGACUACACCGAGGAGAUUGAAAUGUCAUUCAGAAGACGCAACAAGAGAGGCACAAGCAUAGGCUCGGACAAGACGGUGGGCUCCAGCGACCCCAGCAACUCCUACAACUCGUUUCACAUGCCGGAACCGCCACAAUCGGACACUCAGCAAUAUUGGAGCAGCUCGAGCCAGUCAUCAGACACCAGUGGUUCGGUAACACAAAAUAGACGAGGAUACCCACGUCAGACGUAUGGGCAUGGCCAUGGACAGCAGCGUGCAGGGGCACGUCCUGCCUCCAUUGUUUCAGAGCAGCCAUCGCUCAGUUAUUCAGCCAACAGUCAUGGGGAAAGCACAUGGGGCUCUUCGGCAUCCGAUAUUUCGUCCGACUACGAUUUUGCCGACGAACGGACUUCUUCCGAGGGAGAAAAUGUGGUUGUAGUUGACCCUUCAGCCCCUUCCCUGUAUGAAUACCACGACGUGAAUACUCCAUAA
Molecule: messenger RNA, 735 nt
Organism: Yarrowia lipolytica CLIB122
Lineage: Eukaryota; Fungi; Ascomycota; Dipodascomycetes; Dipodascales
Source: RefSeq, a predicted model, not a curated record